Messenger RNA from Arachis stenosperma, 1281 nucleotides. Its product is annotated as protein FAR1-RELATED SEQUENCE 1-like. The coding region runs from base 1 to 1281 and encodes 426 amino acids. The record is from RefSeq and is a predicted model, not a curated record. Gene Ontology annotation, biological process: regulation of DNA-templated transcription. The transcript has 3 exons. Lineage: Eukaryota; Viridiplantae; Streptophyta; Magnoliopsida; Fabales; Fabaceae.
AUGUGGGUGCCUAUCUUUUUCAAGGGUCAAUUCUGGGCUUCCAUAAGGAGUACACAGAGGAGUGAGGGUAUGCAUUCAUUCUUUGAUGGAUACUUAAAUUGUAAGACUAGUUUGGUCCAGUUCGUCCAUGAGUUCGACAAUGUCCUAAGAACGAAAGAGCAGAAGGAACUGGAGGACGAUGCUACAGACUCGAGAGGUCUAAUUCCAUGUUCAACUAGAUCAGCCAUCGAGAGACGAUUUCAAAAAGAGUAUACCAACGAGAUGUUUAAGGAUGUCCAAACCGAGUUUGGCAAGAAGGCUGAUUGCACUAUUUGUGCCGUGGAUGAACAGGGCAACUCCGCUAGGAUAAAAAUGGAAGAGAAAAUACUAGUCUAUGAGACGAAUCGAUAUGUUACGUUUGACGUCCAUUUUGAUCGUUCGACACACGAGGUUCGAUGUAAUUGCAACUUGUUCGAGAGUGCAGUUAAUGAGGUGCCUUCCUGCUAUGUUUUACCUCGUUGGAGUAAGAACAUAAAGCGCAAGCACACCUACAUUAAGAGUAGCCACGACGUUAGACGUUCAAAUGAAAGCCACAACAUAUUCAGAGAGUUAUGUGCACAUUUCUACAAUGUUGCACAGGAAUUCGUGGACUGUGAUAAUGAGGCAGACAUGCUGCACAAUGUUCUGGAGGAUGCAAGGGCCAAGCUAGAAGAUUACCGUGGCAAGAUGCGAAAUAACACUGUCGCUACUGCACACAAUAGCAUCAUCAUAGGCUCUUCAAUCGUUUUCGGCACAGAGGACAUUCAGGCCCUAUCAAAGGUAACCAUUAAGGGUCGUCCAAAAGGCACAAGGUUAGGAUAUGAGUUGGAUAAAUCAAUCAGAAAAUCCAUGCAGAGAAAGCGGAAGAGUGUACGCAAGGAAUUCGUGGACUGUGAUAAUGAGGCAGACAUGCUGCACAAUGUUCUGGAAGAUGCAAGGGCCAAGCUAGUAGAUUACCGUGGCAAGAUGCGAAAUAACACUGUCGCUACUGCACACAAUAGCAUCAUCAUAGGCUCUUCAAUCGUUUUCGGCACAGAGGACAUUCAGGCCCUAUCAAAGGUAACCACUAAGGGUCGUCCAAAAGGCAAAAGGUUAGGAUAUGAGUUGGAUAAAUCAAUCAGAAAAUCCAUGCAGAGAAAGCGGAAGAGUGUACGCAAGGUAUGUAUAGGAAUUAAAGUUAAACUUCACUUUUACAAUGGUUUUUAUUACGUCGAUAGUGGGUUGGUUUUGAUUGAGCUUGUUUAUUUCAAGAUAAUCGUGUAG